This is a messenger RNA of Branchiostoma belcheri (Belcher's lancelet), 754 nucleotides long. RefSeq lists its product as uncharacterized. Bases 103 to 642 code for a protein of 179 amino acids. The transcript is spliced from 4 exons. Lineage: Eukaryota; Metazoa; Chordata; Leptocardii; Amphioxiformes; Branchiostomatidae. The record is from RefSeq and is a predicted model, not a curated record.
UAUGUUUAUCGUACCAGGCAGGCGGUCAACACUCACACGCACAGGCAGUACUAGUGUGAUAAGCCACGCACGUCUGCUGUGUUGUUUCAGUGCACGUACAAGAUGGGCAACCUCCUAAUACCGCCGAACAAAGAAGACACCGUGACGGCAAAACAGACAAAAGUUGCGGACGAAUUGCCUUCUGCUUCAACAAGCACGACUAUCCCAGACAGUCCAGACGACAAAACAACAGAUUCUACAGCGGCGGGUCGGGACACAAGUGACCUUCAGGAAGAAGGUGUGACUGUGAACGAGAUCAACAAAAGAGUAUUGGGGAAGCUGAUAGUGGAGAAAGUUGGGAACGAGGGUGCUGACGUCACGGCACGGGCGGCAGUACUGAGGACCGCCCUUCAGCGGGCCAUCACACAUCUGGAGAGUCAACCCGCCGAGGUUUGGCAGAAUGCUGAAUUAGAAAUUAUUGACAAGUAUGGGCAGGUGUAUCACAUCCGUGCGGGACAGGCCGAGAACAAGUUCGUCCUGUACCACGACGGGACGGACAACAUCAAGUUCACCUGCAGGGAGAAGGCAACGUGGAAGUGGCCAUGGCAGUGGGGGAGUUCUCAAGAAAAACCCAAGGCAUUGGAGGACAAAUCUUCCCUGUAGCACGUUUCGUGAUUACAAAAGAGACUAGAAAAGUAACAUUUGCAAAGCAAAUGCAUAAUGUUUACCUUCGCUGCGCAUAUGGUCUGCUCAGGCUGUUAAUUCUUAUUCAAAC